Messenger RNA from Aureobasidium vineae, 1191 nucleotides. Lineage: Eukaryota; Fungi; Ascomycota; Dothideomycetes; Dothideales; Saccotheciaceae. The record is from the annotation of a GenBank genome assembly.
AAAAUGGCCGUCAUGAACCGUGUGUAUGCCACCUUGUUGGUUGUCCUCGUAGUAUUAUGCCAGAUCAUUGCUGCACAAUCUGAGAAGAUACCUGUUGGAGGCCUCUCAUCUGCAGAGAUCGAAGAACAAAUCCAGUCUCUCAAUGCCCACAAGGCUUCAACAGCACACGAAGCUGCUACGGGCUUCACAGCUAGAGCAUUCGCCGUAUUGUUCCCAGGAUCACCCGCCGUCAACACACUUUUCGUUCUCUACAUCUCUGGACCUCCCAACUUCUUGCUGGCUCUGUGCCCUUCAGACAUUGACCCGGCAUCUUUGAACACCAUGGUUGCCUUUGCUUUUGGAGGACUCAUGGGCGAUACUCUCUUCCAUCUCCUCCCCGAAAUCUUUGUUGGCGAAGACAGCCCAGAGCAUGUGACUCUAGUGGUUGCCGACGGCAACAAGAACAUUCUGCUCGGCAUUGCCAUCAUGGUUGGCUUUGUCAGUUUCGUCAUUCUUGACAAGGCUAUUCGUAUUGCUUCUGGAGGCGAUGAGGGUCACGGUCAUGCUCAUGGUAAGACUGAAGGAGGCGACAAGGCAGCUGCUUCUGCCAAAGCAUCUGGCUGCGACAGUGGUGCACAAUCCGAUGGUCUGCGUCAACGUAACAGCGAGAAGGCAGGCACCAAGAGUGUUGUGCCUGUACAGCAGCAGGAAAGUGGACCAAGCUCCAACAGAGGUUACUUGAACAUCAUUGCCGAUUUCACUCACAACAUCACCGAUGGUCUUGCCAUGGCAUCUUCGUUCUAUGCUUCCCCCACAGUCGGAGCACUGACAACCACCGCAGUCUUUUUCCACGAGGUCCCUCACGAGGUCGGCGACUUUGCCCUUCUCAUCCAAUCCGGAUUCUCCAAGCGUGCAGCCAUAGGCGCACAAUUCUUAACCGCAGCAGGUGCCCUCACAGGUGCCCUCAUGGGCAUCGCAGUCCAAGAAUACGGCGGCAACAGCGCUGAUGCCAUUUCUACUCCCGGACUCUUUGGUACCAGUCUCCACUGGGGCGAUCUCUUGUUGCCCUGGACUGCAGGCACCUUUAUGUUUGUAGGCAUGAGUGUUGUUCCUGAGCUCAUGGAGACUGGCCCCAACAAGGUCGCUGAAAUCAAGAAGAUUGUUACUCAGCUGGUGGCUAUUGCUGCUGGUGCUGGUAUCAUGAUUGCGUAA